AUGAAGUACUUGUCCUCGUUUAAGUGGACACUUCUGUUUCCUGGUCUGACAUUGAUUCUUGGAGGAGGAAGUGUUUACGCCAAGCCUUUGAAUAGCGAAGAUGUCGAGAGCCUGCUUCCUGCAACCCCGCAAACCACGAAUGAAACAGUGGCUGCCAUUAUUCAGGACCCAGUUGUGAAAAAUGCAGUUCAAUAUGCAGUCGGUAAUGGAUCUUUAUCAGGGUUGGUUGUUAAAAAGCACGUUGUCAUUAUACCUGCUAAUGCACCUGAUCAGAUACUUUCCCAUAGACAGCAAAUUCUCGUAGCACCUACGUCGCACUUGGAAGACAUACGGAAAAAUAUCACUGAAGACCUUCAAACGGAAACUGAAUUACCGGAAGAUAAUCGAUCGGAAGAGUUAGUAUUAACGUAUCAGCCAAUGAUCGAGGAUGAUGCAAAUGAGGAAAGUGAAAGUACUUGGUACUUGGAAAAUCACGAUACUACGUUGUCCAAUGAUAUCGUAAAAGAUCCGAACGAUCAUCACGAUAAAUUGAAAGACAUUUUACCAAGUAUCAAACCUCAAGUCGAAUUACCGGAAGGUACGGUAACGCAAAAGAUAAAUGUAUCAAAGAUCGCCGAUAAGGAUAUACCUGUACCGGUAGUUGCAGUACUCGAUCCUUCGAAAGAAACAAACGAUAAGAUCGAGAGUUCGAUCGUAGCUCUGCUACCGAAUAUCAAUCCGAGCACUGUGAACGAUCAAUUGAAUUAUUUGGAAGCUAAUCGGAAGGAAAUUCAAAGAGAUGUGCAACGAUACAUCGACGAGUCUUCUUUGAGUAUAGAUCCGGAAAUUUGGAAACGUUCUGUGGAGGGUGAACCUGAGAUCGGAUCUUCUUCUACGACCUACGAUUCACAGAUUCAAAAUGUAGAUUAUUUAGAAACCGAGAAAUACAAUUUACCAACGAUCAUUCUCGUUCCACGAGAUGUCCAGUUGCCGUAUAUCUGGAAAUCGAAAGAUAAUCAAAAUAAUCCUUCGAAGGAUAACGAGGAGAAUAUGAGCACCGCAGAGGAUAUUGUUUUUAGACCGUUGUUUAGAUUUCGACAGGAAGCACGUCGUAGGUCCGAUGCUUAUAGCAAUCGAGGAUACAAUUCCUAUCAAAAUUAUAAUUCAUAUUCUAGACGUCGAUACAGACCACGAUAUUCCUAUGAUUAUUAUUAAUUAUUAAUUAUUAACGAGAAAUAAAUUCGAUUAUUCGAUCGCGUUAUGUAAUCGUAUGGAAAUAUUGACAUACUUAUAAUAAUUAUUAUUAUUGAUUAUCUUCAUCUCUAAUUUAUGACGUUACUUUAAUAAAUUGUAUCUUAAUGAAAUAUCGUAAACACCUACAU
Molecule: messenger RNA, 1361 nt
Organism: Polistes canadensis
Lineage: Eukaryota; Metazoa; Arthropoda; Insecta; Hymenoptera; Vespidae
Exons: 5
Coding region: 1-1194 (397 amino acids)
Source: RefSeq, a predicted model, not a curated record